CCCAAAGACGCCUCAACGGAUGAAGGAGUUGUGGCAACAGCUGGCAGAGCAAUUUAAUUCGUGCAUAGGACCAAUACGAAGUGCUGCAAAAUGGAAAGAGACGUUAGGCGUUUGGAAAAGCCAACUGCGCACUCGAGCAAGGCGGUUGAAAAUGACUCAAAGGCUCACAGUGGAGGUCCAAGUUCCAAGCCGAUGACGGACUUCGAAGAAAUGGCUUUGUCUACAUUUGGCUCGGCCGCUGUAGAUGGGAUGCAAAAUGUACAAAGCCUAGGUUUAACGCCAAUUGAGCAAACAGAUGAAUGCGCAAUUUCAUCACCCACGGGUAGUCCUCAACAAUUAUGCAGUCAGGUAGAUGCAAGCCCAAAUCCCGAACACCUAACAGCAAGUCCAUUGACACCAUCUACGUAUCUUAGCUUGGAAAACCAGGAUGCUUCAACUUUGGUACUAUCACGAAGUGCACGAAAUAAGCUUAUCAGCACUUUGAUAGCUGAUAUACCAAAAAGGAAUGCUGCUGAGGAAGAGAGGCGACGGGAGCAUCGUGAAAUGAUGCAGGCCAUUCAAGGCCUAACUAGUUCUAUAACAGAACUUAUAAAAUCGUUUAAUAGUAAUGAAAAAUAAUAUCUAAAGUUUAAAUAAAAUUGAAAUAACGUAUGUGUAACAUUUUUAUUGAAUUAAGUUUGGUUUUUUGUUUUACAAUAGAAUAAAAAAAAUGGAAUGGAAAUUUCAAUUUGUUUUCUUUUAAUAAAAAGGAUAAAUAAAUAAACAACCAAUGGAAGUAAGUAGUGUAUUUCGAAAGUCGAAUUGUGAGAACAUUUAUAUAUGUACAUAAGA
Molecule: messenger RNA, 831 nt
Organism: Bactrocera neohumeralis
Lineage: Eukaryota; Metazoa; Arthropoda; Insecta; Diptera; Tephritidae
Exons: 3
Coding region: 91-618 (175 amino acids)
Source: RefSeq, a predicted model, not a curated record